AUGAGAACCACCAGACCUCAGCAGAAGAUGAAGUUCUACACUCUCGCUACUUUGCUCGUCGCCAGCGUUAGCGUUAGCGCAGCUCCUGCUCCACCAACGAUCUACUGUGGUGGUCUCUGGGGAGGAGGUAGUCCCGCCAACCCUAACCUACCUCUUGUUCACUGUCUUUACUCCCCAUCCCCAACAACACCGUCUGCUUGCUGUUUCCUUCUCGUGUCCAUCCCAACUUCGGUUAUCCCAACAGAUUGUGCUCAAGCACCCCGUACACUUCUGAAUGCUCCCAUAAAAGGGGGUCGUAGUUAG
This is a messenger RNA of Acaulospora colombiana, 303 nucleotides long. The record is from the annotation of a GenBank genome assembly. NCBI's taxonomy places the organism in Eukaryota, Fungi, Glomeromycota, Glomeromycetes, Diversisporales, Acaulosporaceae.